This is a messenger RNA of Fusarium falciforme, 3891 nucleotides long. RefSeq names its product Elongator complex protein 1. Gene Ontology annotation, cellular component: cytosol; elongator holoenzyme complex. Bases 1 to 3891 code for a protein of 1296 amino acids. NCBI's taxonomy places the organism in Eukaryota, Fungi, Ascomycota, Sordariomycetes, Hypocreales, Nectriaceae. The transcript is spliced from 4 exons. The record is from RefSeq and is a predicted model, not a curated record. Gene Ontology annotation, biological process: tRNA wobble base 5-methoxycarbonylmethyl-2-thiouridinylation. Gene Ontology annotation, molecular function: tRNA binding; protein binding.
AUGCGCAACCUUCGCAACAUUCGAUUUGGACGAUGCGAUCGCCAACAUGUCACAGCUGCCUGCUGGGAUCCUGAGAGCGAUGAGGUGCUCUGCACCGCGGGGCCUACCGAGGAGAGCAGCAGUAUCGAGUUGCUGAGGAUCAAGGGUGAUCAGGACAUUUCUGUCGAGUUGGUGGCGAGUUGGGAUGCGCCCAGCCCGACCCCGGACUUGCUCAUCGACAAGGUCGUGAGCUUGCAGUAUCUGAGUGGUUCAGCAACCACAUGCAUCGUCCUUGAAGGCGGCGACAUCUACACCGUUCAAGAGGACAAGUUCUCUGGUGGAGAUCCUCACAUAGAGAUUGUCGGCUCCAUCGAUGCCGGCAUUUCUGCUGCGCGAUGGUCCCCAGACGAGGAGUUGCUUGUCGUUGUCACCAAGGCAAACACGGUCAUCCUGAUGGGCGCAACAUUUGACCCUGUGGCUGAGGUUACCAUGACGGCCGAGGACCUUAAAGCGUCAAAGCAUGUCUCUGUGGGAUGGGGAAAGAAGGAGACGCAGUUCCAGGGCCGUGGUGCCAAGGCUAUGCGUGAUCCCACCAUCCCUGAGAAGGUUGACCAGGGCUUGCCGAGCGCCCAUGAGGAUGGCUCGACUACCAUCAGCUGGAGAGGAGACGGCGCAUAUGUGGCCAUCAACUCUGUUCAGGAGGGUGAGCGUCGUGUUAUCCGGGUGUACUCUCGAGAGGGCGAGCUUGACAGCGCAAGUGAACCUGUUGAUGGCCUUGAGGGUAGUCUAAGCUGGAGGCCCUCUGGCAACCUCAUGGCUGGCAUUCAGCGAUUGCCAGACCGGAUAGAUGUUGCCUUCUUUGAGAGGAACGGCUUGCGGCAUGGACAGUUUACUCUUCGCUCACCUUCGGGACCAGUGACAGCUCACGAAAGGAUACGUCUGGAGUGGAACUCGGACUCGACUGUCCUGGCAGUUAUCUACAAGGACCUAAUCCAGUUGUGGACCAUGGGAAACUACCACUGGUAUCUCAAGCAAGAGAUCCCUAUCCAGCCAGACUCUACAUGCUUGGCCUGGCAUCCUGAAAAGGCUCUCCGCUUCGCCGCUGCGUCGACGACCAACGUGCUGGUUGGCGAGUACAUCUUUUACACAGCGAGGGGAUCUUGUCAGCCGCCAAACGACAACGGUGCUGUAGCUGUCAUUGACGGCGAAACAGUCAAGUUGACUCCCUUUCGAACAGCCAACAUACCUCCGCCCAUGUCCAUGUUUGAGAUUUCAGUUGCCUCAGCGGCUGUUGAUGUCGCAUUUGGACCUAACAACACCACCUUUGCGGUACUGCACCACAAGGGUAUCGAUUUUUAUGAGUGGCCCAUGAAGAAUGGGAGGUCUAUCAAGCCGCAGCUUCAGCACAAGCAUGCUUUUCCCGAACACGAGACGCCAACGUAUGGUGUGCCCCUGCGCAUCGCUGCUGUCGGUGACGAGUUUCACAUCUUUGCCCAGGAAGAGAUGGGCUUCGUCCACAUUGCCAGACGAGCCGGAGAUGAUAGCCCCCCCCACCUGCAGGAACCGGACGACGUUGUGCUAGCUACCACCACGUACCAAGAUGGCUCUUCCCUCGAAGCCUAUGGACAGAACAGCUCAGGAGAGCUGCUCCAGAUCACCACCGACGGUGGCCUUCAGCCUCUUCCUAUACGGUUCCAUACGCAGAUGCCCUGGUUCGAGAUUAGCAAGGUUGAUGGCGAGAUUGUUGCAUUUGGCCUUUCAAGGAAUGGUCACAUCUAUGCCAAUUCACGGCUCCUUGCCAAGAACUGUACCUCUUUCGUCCUCACACCCAGCCAUCUCAUCUUUACUACCAACAACCACUUUGUCAAGUUUGUGCAUCUAUCUGCCAACGUCGAGGAGCUCGAAGUCCCUGCAGACGACCCUGAAAAGGAUGAGCGAUGCCGCAGCGUGGAACGUGGAUCUCGUCUUGUCACUGCCAUUCCUGCAAACAUGAGUAUCAUCCUCCAGAUGCCCCGAGGAAACCUCGAGACCGUCUUCCCCAGAGCCAUGGUUGUGGCGGGUAUCCGCAGCCUCAUCGAUGAGAAGAACUAUGCGCGGGCCUUUUCGUACUGCCGGACGCAACGAGUUGAUAUGAACAUUCUCUAUGAUCAUCAGCCGGAGCAGUUCUUGGCCAAUGUCGGGCUGUUCCUUGAUCAGAUCCCAGAUGUUACCUUCAUUGAUCUGUUUCUCUCUUCUCUCCGGGCCGAGGAUGUCACCCAGACCAUGUACCAAGACACAAAGCGACCCAAGGCUCUCGACGUAGAUGCUCUCCCCACAUCUGAUUCUUCCCCUGCGCCUAGAGGUUCCCCGGAAAAAGUCAACACUGUGUGUGAUGCGCUUAUCAAGGCCCUCCAGAGCCGCAAGGACACCAACCUCCAAAACAUCAUCACCGCACACGUGUGCAAGUCGCCACCAGCUCUUGACGAUGGCCUUCUCCUUGUUUCGGAGCUGAUGAAGGAGGAUGAAAAGGUUGCUGAAAAGGCUGUUGAGCACAUCUGCUUCUUGGUCGAUGUCAACCGCCUAUACGAAAACGCUCUUGGCUUGUACAACCUGGAACUCGCCCUCUUGGUCGCUCAGCAGUCUCAGCGCGAUCCUCGUGAAUACCUCCCCUUCGUUCAGCACCUUCACGCUCUCCCCGAAUUGCGUCGCAAGUUCGAGAUUGAUGAUCACCUCGAACGUCGUAUCAAGGCUCUCAACCACCUCCAGGCCCUGGAUGUCUUUGACGAGCUUCUAACCUACACGACAAAGCAUGCUCUCUAUCAUGACGCCCUCCGCCUCUACCGUUACGAUCCCCCUCGACUACGUGCCCUGACAGACGCCUACGCCGCGUACCUCGAGUCCACCUCGAAAUACCGCGAAGCAGGUCUCGCCUAUGAGUCUCUCGAGAACUACGCCAAGGCCACCAGCUGCUAUCGAACUGCCGGUGCUACAUGCUGGCAGGAAUGUCUCUACACUGCAGCACAGCAACAACCCCCCAUGUCAGCUGAUGCAAUGGCUGAGCUCGCUAAUGCCCUCGCUGAUGCGCUCUGGGAGGCCAAGGACUAUGCGGCCGCUGCUACUAUCCACCUCGAAUCCCUAGGAGCUAUCGACAUGGCUGUCCGCUGUCUCUGCAAGGGGUACCACUUUGCGGACGCGAUCCGUAUCCUCAUUCAGCGCAACCGUCCCGAUCUUCUCACCACAGCCGUCGAUACUGGCCUUGCUGAUGCUCUGGGCACAACUACCGAGUUCCUAGCUGACUGCAAGGCCCAGCUUAAAGCCCAGGUACCCCGUGUCGCUGAACUCCGCCGUAAGGCCGCUGAGGACCCCCUGGCCUUCUACGAGGGUGAGCGUGCUGGUGGAGGCGACAUACCCGAUGACAUCUCCAUCGCCGCCUCGUCUCGCGUCAGCACCAGUGCCUCUCUCUUCACGCGGUACACGGGCAAGGCCGGCAGUGUGGGCACCGCCGGUACUGGUGUGAGUCGUGCAACGAGCAAGAACCGUCGUCGCGAGGAGAAGAAGCGUGCCAGGGGCCGCAAGGGUACCGUCUACGAGGAGGAGUACCUCGUCAACAGUAUCCGCCGCCUUAUCGAGCGUGUAAGCGCCACGGCCCCUGAUGUCGAGCGCCUCGUCUUUGCGCUCGUUCGCAGAAACAUGCCUGAGCGUGCCCGUGCAGCCGAGGCUCUUAUGGCUGAGGUCUCAGAGGCCUGCACUACUGCCGUUGCAGAGGUGUUUAACCCACCUGAGAGCGAGGACAAGAAGCCGGAGCAGGAGGAACCGACAUGGCAGGCUACAGGGGGUGAAGCGGUACUACAGGAUUUCGUGCUAGGACGGGGUAAGAAGCUGGAGCCGCCUGUUGUGACAGGCUUGAACAAGCUUACACUGCUGGGAUCGUAA